UGCGAUGCGCUAAUUCAGUUGCGUGUAUCCCUUUGUCUCCGCUGGGUGUCCAUUUGGACGUGCGGGUGUUACUUCCCAAUGCCUACCGCAACACGGCUUGGGAAAGUUACUUUUUGUGGGACUCCCCGCUGCCUUCAUCGGGAGGGGCUAAACGCUGCGAAGCAGGAAAGACGGCUCCAAAGGGGCGAGCGGAGGGUCCCGAGCGGAGGGGCCCCUUCCCAGCGAGCCCACCAGGCACUGGAAAAACAUCCCAAUUCACCAAUGACUGCAAAGCAAAUACUGGAAGUAAUUCAGAAAGAAGGGCUGAAAGAAACAAGUGGCACUUCUCCACUAGCUUGUCUGAAUGCAAUGCUUCAUACUAACACUCGGGUUGGUGAUGGCACAUUCUUCAAAAUCCCUGGCAAGGCAGGACUCUAUGCACUCAAAAAGGAAGACUCUACAUGCCCAGCAGAUGGAACGUUGGAUUUAAGUUGUGAAUCAGAAUUGGAUGGCACUGAAAUGACUGAGCCAAGCAAUAGCAAUGGAGAAGAAAAUGGAGUUUGCCCUAAGCAAGCACCCGAAGAAGUGUCUUCCAUCCAGGACUCAAGCCUUACAAACACACCAAUGCAAAGCAAGCUAGUGUCUUCCUUCCAACAGCACACCAAAAAGGCACUUAAACAGGCUUUGAGACAGCAGCAGAAAAGAAGAAAUGGAGUCUCAAUGAUGGUAAACAAGACUGUUCCUCGUGUUGUUUUGACACCAUUAAAGGUGUCUGAUGAGCAGUCAGAUUCACCUUCAGGGUCUGAAUCUAAAAAUGGUGAAGCAGACAGUUCUGAUAAAGAAAUGAAACAUGGGCAAAAGUCUCCAACUGGAAAACAAAUGAGCCAGCACUUAAAGAGAUUAAAAAAAUCUGGCUUAGGGCAUUUGAAAUGGACCAAAGCAGAGGAUAUUGACAUAGAAACCCCAGGAUCUAUUCUCGUGAACACUAAUCUGAGGGCUUUAAUAAACAAACACACAUUUCUUUCCUUACCUCAGCAUUUCCAGCAAUACCUCCUGCUUUUGCUUCCAGAAGUAGAUAGACAGAUGGGAAGUGAUGGAGUUUUGCGCCUCAGUAGUUCUGCUCUAAAUAAUGAAUUCUUUGCAUAUGCAGCACAAGGGUGGAAACAACGAUUGGCAGAAGGAGAAUUUACUCCUGAAAUGCAGUUACGCAUCAGACAGGAAAUUGAAAAGGAAAAGAAAACUGAACCCUGGAAAGAGAGGUUCUUCGAAAGAUUUUAUGGAGAAAAGCUUGGAAUGUCAAUAGAUGAGUCUAUGAAGCUUACAUCUGUCCAAAACAAUAAUUCAGAUGAAGAGAGUUCACCACGUGAGUCCUCAGAAUUGCCAGGACCUUCAGGAGAAUCCACUUUUGAUGAUCAUGAAGAGAAAACCAACCAGCUACCACUUUUGGCAGAAAGAGAUUUCUGUCAAUCACUUUGCAAUAUGGAACAUAUUUCAUCCAAGGAUCUAAUAGCUGAAGACAUUUUAAUACCGGAAGAAUCUGUUAUUCAAGAAGAGAUUGCUGAGGAGGUAGAAACAAGUAUCUGUGAAUGUCAAGAGGAGAUCCAUAAAACAGAAGAAGUGAGCUCUGAACAGCUAGUUAGCCCCAAUGAUACAAAUGAAGAAACAGAAAUUAUACCACUCACAGGGAACUCUGAAUCCUGUUUUGUGAUAAACAAUGUAGUGAGCACAUUGUCUCAUGUUGAAAUUAAAGUAGAAGAGAGAGUGGACUAUUCCCAGGAAGAAAUGGCAGUCAUGACUGAUCAGCUGGAAAAUAGCUUAUCCCCUUCACAGUCUGCUUCAUCUACAAACUCUAUAAGUAACAUGGAAGAAAAAGAUGUGGACGCCUCAAAAGAGCUAAGUCUUCAUGGAAAAUAUUCUCCUGUCCUGAAUGGCUCCUUAUUCACUGGUGGGAGUGUUGCUGUACACAUGGAGCUGCAAAGUGACCCUGAUGAACAGUCAUCAGAAAAUGCUUGCAUUUCUGAAACAUCCUUUUCCUCUGAAAGCCCAGAGGAGCCAUCUAUCAGUAUCGCAUCUCCUGGAGGUGACACACAGUCUACUUCAGAGGAACCUUGCACUCCAGUAUCUCUGGAAACAGCUUGUUCAUCUGACAUAUCUUGCACUGAAAAUCCUGAAGUUGAUAGUCAACAAAAACCUAUUGAUCAUAUUAACACAUCUUUAAUGUCUGAAGUAUCUCCAAUGCCUGCCUCACCUGUAACCUCAGAAGCGUCUCUUAUGUCAAAUUUGCCUCUAACUUCAGAGGCAUCACCUGUUUCUAAUUUACCUUUACCAUCAGAAACCUCACCGAUGUCUGACUUGCCCCUGACAUCUGAAACCUCUUCAGUCUCUUCUGUUCUUUUAGCUUCUGAAACAUCUCAUUCUAAUAGCUUGUUGUUACCUUCAGAAGCAUCUCCGCUUUCUGAUUCCCCAUUGACUGAAAGGUUUAUUCAGCAAAGAAAAUCACCAUGUUCAUCUGAAGAAUCCAUGUCAUCAGUAAAAGAAGAAACUUUUUCAAUUUGUAAUGCUUCGCAAGAAGAAAAUCUUGAGUCACAACAGAAACAGCCCCACAGUGCAUCAGAAACAAUGAAAACUGACAUACCUGAAGGUUCAGCAGUAGAAGAAUCCCAGUCUAGAAACUUCACAAAUCAAGCAUGUAAGUUGCACACUGAAACGGAAAAAACUAUUAUUUCUUCUAUUGCAGAACAAUCUCCCCCAGAAGUAAUAAAAAUUAGAAACCAUGGUGUCCAGCACAGAACUGAAAAGAAAGGUGCAAUCCCUCAGCUGGAAGUAUCUGUUCUGACUGAAGCUGGAGGAUGCAAAAAUGCUGAAUCUCUUCCAUCUAAAUCUCAUGAUAAGCUAUAUACCUCAUCAUCAUCAGAAAAGUUCUCAGAAGUGGGCAGAAGCAAAUCUCACAAGCUUCAAGGAAGUACACAGAGUCGAUUUGAAGGUUCCCAUUCUUCAAAAUCAUCUGAAGCUACAAAAUCACCAGAAACAAGAGGUGAAAACAGGGACCUGGAGAUUCCAAAGAGGAAGACUGCUGAACACUAUGGAUUUGGCAUCUGCAAAGAGAAGCGAGCAAGAAUUGAAGAUGACCAGUCUCAUCGAAAUACCUCAACAAGUUCAUCUGAAAGAGAGCCUCCACCUAGAGAGGAGCCAAGGGUUCCACCUCUUAAGAUACAACUUUCAAAAAUUGGUCCACCUUUUAUCAUCAAGAGCCAGCCUGUUUCCAAACCAGAACCUAGAUCUUCUCCGAGUACCUCAAUCAGCAGUGGGAGAAACACUGGGGCAAGAACAUUGGCAGAUAUCAAAGCAAGAGCCCAGCAAGCCCGAGCUCAGAGGGAGGCAGCCGCUGCAGCUGCAGUUGCUGCGGCUGCAAGCAUUGUCUCUGGGGGCUUAGGGAGCCCCUGUGAAGGUGGAAAGACCAGGACAUUGGCACAUAUCAAGGAGCAGACAAAGGCCAAGUUGUUUGCAAAGCACCAAGCACGAGCACACUUGCUCCAGAAUAAUAAAGAAACCAAGACUCAACAUGCCCCCAAGGAAGUUCCAUCAGCGCCAGAGAUCUCUGCUUCUUCUGAAACAAAAAUUGAAGUUUCAACUGGUGUAAUUAUAGUCAAUCCUAACUGCAGGUCUCCUAGCAACAAGUCUGCUCACCUUCGGGAAGCCCCUGCUUUAUUGCAGCAGCCACUUCAUGCCACUACUUUACCAGAAACUAGUACUGACAUCUCUGUUCACAAUUCUGAUGAAAAUAUACCUGUGUCUCAGUUGUGUGAGAAAAUGCUUUCAUCUACCUCUACAGAAAGUAACAGUGUGUCAGUGCUAUAUAAUAAAAAUUCAGUCCCUGUGUCUGUGUGUAGCACUGCUAUGUCAGGAGCAAUUAAGGAACUUCCUUUUGUCAGUUCUGUUGAUAAGUCCUCUGUCUUAAUGUCUGUCGAAAGUACAGACACAAAGGCUUGCAGUAUAACCAUGCUGAAAUCCAUUCAGGGAGCUGACACUCCAUGCAUAGCUCUCUUGCCAAAAUGUGUUGAAAACGACACUGCUCCAGCCACAGUAGAUAGUACAAUCUUGACAAAUUCCUUAGAUGAGAAAAGAUUGCCAGUGCCAAACAGCAAUGCAAACAAUGCCAUCUCCAGCCAGUAUACCACCGUGCCAACUUCAACUAUUGCGAGUAAUUUGCCAAAUCAUUUGGUUGGUAACUCUGUUUUGAUUCCUCCAGUGGGAUCUGCAAACAGAUAUUCUUCUGAUAAGAUAGCCAUAACUGGGUCCAGUGACACAAGUUCUGUAUCAAAUACCACCACUGUUAGGGCAGCUUCACAUUGCAGUGAAGCACAUCAUGCAGCCAAUCCUGUUGGCAGGACUUCCAUUUCAGUAUUUGUGGGUAAUAUGAUGACAAUAGGUUCUUAUGAGAAUCCCACCAAAAUGAGUUCGGAUGCUAUGGAGAGAAAUUCUCAAAUACGAACUCAUUUAGAUAUGUCUGGGAAAUCCUCCAUAGAUUAUUCACGAGCACCUAUGAAUAGAUCUAUACCUUGUAAAGUCAUUGUUGACCACACAACAACAACAAUAAAUUCAAACUUGUCACUGGGUAUUUCAACCGAAAACUCUGAAAACAGCACAGAUAUGCAGACCCGGCAGAUCAGGACAGAAACCGCCUUACAAAAUGUAGCCUGUCCUCAAGUGUCUGUAAUAAGUAGGCCAGAGCUGCUUACUCAUGAAAAUCCAGAGCAUGGUUCUGGCUUCACUACUGGUAAAACAAAGCAAGAUGGCAAACAUCUGCAAGCAGCAUGCACCAGUCUUCGAGAAGUGCCUCUUCUGCCUCAAAACAAACGACUUGAGGAUGUUUCUUCUGGCCAAAGUUUUUCAGAACAAUUGCGAGGACCUUUGGCUUUCAAAAGUGAAGUAGUGAGUGUCUGUACCAACCCUUAUACUCCUGGUGGCAGAAUCCGCUGGAAUAAGGAUGAAGCAAUGAACACUGACCAAUCUUUGUUAGGUCAUCUUAACCCAAGUAAGCAUAAGGAAUACACUGAGCAAAACUGUUUAAAAAAUGUCAAAACAGAGCCUUCAGCUUUCAUACACUUGAAUGAGAUGCAUUCCAGGAACAUUGUGACAAGCAUUGCCAUGCCUGUUAAGUCAGAAGUUAAUGAGUCUGACAAAUGCUUUAGGAUGGACACUGAAGAUUUCCCAAGACCUGAAAUGCCCCUCCAGUCUUCAGAAAUAGCCACAAGUGCACAUGCAGCACAAAGCUCCAAGAAAUCUGUUACAGGUGCCAUGGAGAACUCUUUGUCGUUAACAACUGAAACAUUCAAAAGAGUUACAAAUAUUGGAAACUCAAGCUGUCGUUUGUCAUCAGUGGAAGCCAACAAUCCUUUAGUGACACAGCUCCUGCAAGGCAAUUUGCCAUUGGAAAAAGUGUUGCCACAGCCAAGGUUAGGAGCCAAGCUAGAAAUUAACAGGCUUCCCUUGCCUUUGCAGACUACCUCACUAUGUAAAUCAGCAACAUCUGAGAGAAAUAUGGUUGAAAAUCCUUCCAACUCUCCAAACCCAGAUGGCAGAGGAUUUACUGCAGGCAACUUAGCCCCACUACAAAUCAGAAAGCGGGAGAGCCAUCCCAAAAAGCGAGUGGCCAGAACAACAGGGGAUGUGAAAUGUGAGCCUGGGAAGUUGUCCAUGGACACAGACAUGAAGGUGGGCCCAUGCAUCAUCACUUCCAGCAUGAACCAACUUGGACAUGGCCAAAUGUUUAAGCAAGAGUGGCCAAGCAAACAUAGCAUUCAGAGCAGGAUUGCACACAGCCCAGAAAUCAAGCAGCAAAAGAGGCCCUUGCCUGCAUGCAGUUUCCAACAGAACUUAUUCAGUGUGGACAAAAAUGGCAGUUUCCACGUAGAAGCCAGUACUUCACAUAGACAGCACUUCUACCAAAUGCCAGUGGCUACCCGAGGCCCUGUUCCUACUACAGCAGCUCUGAUGCAAGCCAACUUAAAGGUCCCACUGGGCUGCAACAGCUUUACUUUCAGUAGGCACCUGGAGCAGAAGGCAUUGGGAGAGAUCAACAUGUCCACAGCUCCUCACCAGCUUAGGCUGGCGAGUGUUUUUUCGCCUAAUAUUCAGAUGAAGGAAGGUGAUGACAUUCCUAGUGCCUCACAGACACUGCACAAUAAGCCCUUAGUACACCCACCUCUCCCUUUACCACCACCCCCUCCUCCACCACCCCCUCCUUCCCAAAAUGCAGAAGCUCCAUCUGAUCACAAACAACCGGCAGUUACUAUGGAAACCACUAAAAGACUUAGUUGGCCUCAGCCGGCAAGCGUCUGUAGCAAUAUAAAAUCGGAACCUGUUUCUUUUGAGGAAGGUUUAAGCAGCAGCUGUGAGCUAGGCAUGAAACAAGCUUCUUACGAUCAGAACGAAGUGAAAGAACAGUUGAAAGCCUUUGCGCUGAAAAAUGCCGACUUCCCAUCCUAUUUACUUUCUGAGCCCCAGAAGCCUUUUGCCCAAUUAACUGCUCAGAAAAUACAGACUCAGCAACCGCCACAGCCGCCGCCGCAGCAGCAGCUCUGUGGAAAUUACCCUACGAUACACUUUGGUAGCACAAGCUUCAAAAGGGCAGCAUCUGCCAUUGAAAAAUCCAUUGGAAUCUUAGGAAGUAGUUCAAAUACUGCCUCAAGCCUAUCUAUUCAGAACACUCAGAUUCCGGUUCAGAAAUUUGCUGACAGCAGCAGUGCGGAUGAGCUGGAACUGAAAUGCUCUUGUCGGCUGAAAGCCAUGAUUGUGUGCAAAGGCUGUGGCGCCUUCUGCCAUGAUGACUGCAUAGGCCCUUCCAAAUUGUGUGUAGCCUGUUUAGUUGUGAGGUAGAAUCUGAACCAGAGGUGCAGUAUCCCUGCUCAGCCAUGGACAGCAAAGGGAAAGUGGGACAACUGGAAUGUGUAGGGCUGUUUUGUAUCCGGGUACAAUAUAUCAAUAGGGGAAGCUUGGUUUAGAAUUGACAUAUUUCUGCUUGCAUGGCUCUCCUUGGUAGGAACAACCCCAUUGAAUCAUUUGCCCACAAAAAAAUUGAUAAAACAAGUUUUCUUACUGUGCAAAAGCCAGCCAAACUGCAUUUCCAUGCCUGUUUAUGUGCCCACAGUGCAAAACAUCAUUUUUACCAUUUGUAAACAUAACAUACCUUCCUGGGAAAAUAAUUACAAGUUUCUUACUGACCAAAUUUCUGUGCUGGAUAGAGGGCAGAGGAAGCCCUAAUCAGGGGGGAAAGACAAUGGGAAUAAAUUGAAUUAUUUUAGCAAUAGCAGAUUAUAAUAGCUAUUGCAUUCCUUAAGCCAUAUUGGCCAUCCAUGAUUGAUUUAUAAGCAGCAAGAAGGAACAAGACAUUUUAGGCAACCUGAUAUUGAUAUGUUUGAUCCCGUUAUGGCAAGUUGUAUGAAGAAUUAAUUAAGGCAGGCUACAAAGAUUACCUGUGAUUGGAAUUUGCAUGAUUUUAGAAGUUGGGGCAGGGGAAUAACUAGAGCUAUUAGAAUGCAUUGCUCAUUUUUCUUCCCCAAACCUCACUUAUAUUUUUUUCCCAAAGGGAGAAGACCAACAUAUAGAUGUAAAUGGACUAGCAUGUUUGGAGCAGUGAUAUCAUUUCAAAUAGCCUGAAACUUAAACCUUUUUUCUAAUUCUGGUAGUGUAGAUCCCAAAAAGCAAAAAACAAAAGCAAUUUACAGUCUUUUAAAACACGUUUACAAGUUGGUAUAUUUAAAUUAUCAAUUUUGCUUGUUACCUUUGUGUGUAUGUGUGUGUGUGUGUGUGUGUAUGUGUGUGAAGAGAGUUCAUGCUACCAGUAUUGCAUUAGCUGGUUAGAGCAAUGAGAAGACUUUAAAGGGAUACUUUAGUAUUGGUUUAUGUUGACAUAAUAGUGACCAGGCCUUUAGAGGAGUGCUGUAACAUUUGCUACGUUCUUUUCGCCAAUAAGUAAAAUAUUAAAAAGGGAUAAAAAUGUGGAGCCUGACAAAAGGAGAUGCUUGAUUAUCUAAAAAGAAAUGACUCUCCUUGCCCGAUUUGCUAAGGAGUACAUAAAAUGUAGUGGAAGUUACU
Molecule: messenger RNA, 8076 nt
Organism: Anolis sagrei ordinatus
Lineage: Eukaryota; Metazoa; Chordata; Lepidosauria; Squamata; Anolidae
Gene: ASXL3
Product: ASXL transcriptional regulator 3
Biological process (GO): animal organ morphogenesis; positive regulation of transcription by RNA polymerase II
Cellular component (GO): PR-DUB complex
Molecular function (GO): chromatin binding; DNA binding; peroxisome proliferator activated receptor binding
Source: RefSeq, a predicted model, not a curated record